AUGUGUUUGUGUGAGAAAAGACUUGCAAGUUUUGAAUAUGGACGCUAUGGGAAUUACACUACUAUUGUUGCAGAGGAGAAGAUAAGUGCACUGGAAGGGGCUGAAUCUACAAUAUUAAUGGCAUCUGGAAUGUGUGUUAGCACUGUCAUGUUGAUGGCACUCAUCCCAGCUGGGGGACAUUUAAUCACUACCACCGACUGCUAUAGGAAGACUCAGAUAUUCAUCGAGACUGUUCUUCCCAGAAUGGGGAUCACUGUGGCAGUUUUCUUUACAGAGUCCCCUACAAAUCCAUUCCUGAGAUGUGUUGACAUUGAGCUGGUGUCAAAGAUUUGCCAUGAAAAGGGAGCUCUAGUUUGCAUUGAUGGGACCUUUGGAACUCCUCUUAACCAGAAACUCCUCUCACUUGGUGCUGAUAUCAUUCUACACUCUGCAACAAAAUACAUUGGUGGCCACAAUGAUGUUCUUGCAGGAUCUAUCAGUGGCCCUGAGAAAUUGAUUUCUGUUGUUCGUAACUUCCAUCAUAUUCUUGGCGGUGCUCUAAAUCCUAAUGCUGCAUACCUGAUCAUACGAGGCAUGAAGACGCUGCACCUUCGAAUACGGCAACAAAACUCAACAGCACAAAGGAUGGCGGAAAUGUUAGAGCCACAUCCCAAGAUUAGGCGUGUCUAUUAUCCAGGCUUGGCUAGUCAUCCUGAGCAUGACCUUGCCAAGAGGCAAAUGAAAGGUUUUGGUGGCGUGGUUGAUGGGGAUUUGCUGACCACUGCAAAAUUUAUUGAUGCUCUGAAAAUCCCAUACAUAGCCCCUUCCUUCGGAGGCUGUGAAAGCAUUGUUGAUCAACCGGCCAUAAUGUCCUAUUGGACUCUUGCUUUAUGCAAUGAUGUUUGGAUUGAUCUCAAAAAGGCCGUAAAGGCAUAUUGGUAUAUGGAAGAAUGCUUUAAACCCUUCAGCGUAUUUGUAGUAUUUGUAGUUUGGAUCGUUGCCCUGGAUCUUUCGCAGUCUGAAAGGGCCAAAUGUGGUUUUGUGUACUCUUGGAGGUACAAUUUUUUGAGCAAUAGUUUUGAGUUAUCGGUGAGGCUAUUUAUCCAAUCAAUGGUCUCGGAAGCUAAGCGUGUAUGUGUGUUGUUUGCUAUCGAACUUGACCAUUUUGAUGAAGUCGAGCUCGCGAUAGCUUUCUUGGAGAAAUACGAUCGACUGGGCAAACUAAAAAUCUCGACUUGGAUUAAGUUCCGUUCGCGAGACGACGACCCAAUUGGUUUCGAGGUAUGUGGGCGGUUACGUGUGGCUUUCCAAGAUAUCCUCAAUAUGAUUGUCCCCAAGUCAGUUUCGGCUGCACAUCAGCGCGCAUUGUUGCUCGAACAACAGCAAGCCCGAAAGGCGGGUGCAUUGGCUACGUCGUCUAUUAAGGAGCUUCCGGGGACCGUGGUUCCAGCGCCGUCUAGAUCACUUGGCCAGUCCUGGUUUUAG
Striga asiatica is the source of this 1464-nucleotide messenger RNA. The record is from the annotation of a GenBank genome assembly. NCBI's taxonomy places the organism in Eukaryota, Viridiplantae, Streptophyta, Magnoliopsida, Lamiales, Orobanchaceae.